Ruditapes philippinarum (Manila clam) is the source of this 1619-nucleotide messenger RNA. Its product is annotated as chitobiosyldiphosphodolichol beta-mannosyltransferase-like. Gene Ontology annotation, molecular function: mannosyltransferase activity. Lineage: Eukaryota; Metazoa; Mollusca; Bivalvia; Venerida; Veneridae. The transcript is spliced from 13 exons. The record is from RefSeq and is a predicted model, not a curated record. Gene Ontology annotation, cellular component: endoplasmic reticulum. The coding region runs from base 142 to 1557 and encodes 471 amino acids.
GGCCCGCUAGGAUUAUUUUUUACUCAAUGAUGCAAGAGGCGGAAGUCACUUCAUUAAAUGACACAUGUCAACAGACGUUUACUUUCACUUUACGUUUAUAAAGUUUAAUCAGAAAAUAACCGAAAACUUUAACCUGCAAAGAUGCUGAUUGUUGGAACUAUAUUUCUUAUGUUACCUCCGACAGUUUUUGUUCUGUACAUCCUGUUGAAUUAUUUUGUGGCUGGAAAAAGAAGUGUAUGCAUAGUCGUUUUGGGAGACAUUGGCAGAAGUCCUAGGAUGCAGUACCAUGCAAUGUCAUUUCUUAAAUGUGGUUUUAAUGUGGAUAUAGUUGGAUAUGGGGGGUCAGAGAUUCAAGCUGACUUAAAGAAUAAUGAAAAGGUGGAUAUUCACAACCUUUUGGAAGUACCCGGCAUUUUCAAAGGAUUUCCUAAAUUAUUACUGUAUGGUAUCAAAGUCAUAUGGCAGUCUGUAACACUUGGUUUGUCGUUGCUUUUGCUGCCCAAAUCUGGAUAUAUACUCAUACAGAAUCCACCAUGUAUACCAGUGUUUCUGGUUGUGUGGGUAGUGAGCUGGUUGCGUGGCAGCAGGAUGGUCAUCGACUGGCACAACUAUGGCUACACAAUAAUGGCCAUGUCUCUAGGUCACACAAACCCAUUGGUCAAGUUCGCUAAAUGGUAUGAACAUUUCUUCGGAAGAUUUUCGUCACAGAACAUUUGUGUUACCAAGGCAAUGCAGAAGGAUCUUCAGGACAAUUGGGGAAUAAGAGCAACAGUUAUGUAUGACAGACCAGCUCAUAUUUUCAAGGAGACAGCAUUGAACGAUCGCCAUAAACUGUUCACUAGAUUAGCUGAAGAAUAUGAUGUGUUUAGACCAAAGAGUGGCACAGUAAGUUCAGAUGAGACAGCUUUCACAGUAACCAAUGGCAACGGAGAUGCAUAUUAUUUACAGAGUCGUCCAGCAAUGGUCAUCAGUAGCACAAGUUGGACAGAGGAUGAAGAUUUUGGGGUUUUAUUAGCUGCACUUGAAGCAUAUGAGAAGCAAGUUUCGACAAAAUCUGCAGAUUUACCAAAUAUAGUCUGCAUUAUUACAGGUAAAGGGCCUUUAAAGGAAUUUUACAGAGAAAAGAUAGAAUCACAACAUUGGAAUCAUGUUUCAUUUUGUUUACCUUGGCUUACACCAGAAGAUUAUCCACUAUUAUUAGGGAGUGCAGAUCUUGGUAUAUGUCUACAUAAGUCAUCCAGUGGCCUUGACCUUCCUAUGAAAGUUGUUGAUAUGUUUGGUUGUUGUCUGCCUGUUUGUGCUAUUCAUUUUAACUGUAUAAAGGAGUUAGUGAAACAUGAAGAGAAUGGUCUAAUAUUCAAGGACAGUAAAGAAUUAUUUAAUAAUAUACAAACAUUACUCAAAGGAUUUCCAAACAACAGCAAAAAACUUGACCAAUUUAGGAAAAAUUUGACUGGUUUUCAAUCUUCAAGAUGGCAUGAGUGCUGGACUAAAAUUGUUUUACCAAUAUUUGACGACCAUUCUGGAAAUGCAGCAGACGACAAGAAAUCUCAGUGAUAUUUUUAGUGACAAAAAAUAGUGUUGAUCUGUGUUUUCUGGAGUAUUUAUUUUUUUCAGGG